Nannochloropsis gaditana CCMP526 is the source of this 1998-nucleotide messenger RNA. It is a transcript of the gene MAP2K1, whose product is annotated as mitogen-activated protein kinase kinase 1. The record is from RefSeq and is a predicted model, not a curated record. Gene Ontology annotation, molecular function: ATP binding; MAP kinase kinase activity. Bases 1 to 1998 code for a protein of 665 amino acids. Gene Ontology annotation, biological process: protein phosphorylation; MAPK cascade. The transcript is spliced from 2 exons.
AUGGCGCAGGAAUACGGGCUGCAAGAGCCACGUUCACCCAGCAUGGAACAAUGCUUUGCCGAGAAGCUCCGACUCACAGUUGAGGUCGACCCAACCCCCCCCCCUUUGACCAUCGGCUCAGAGAGCGCCUUCAGUCCCCUUCAAUUGGAAAUCCCGACGGAUCAUGGCAACAGCACCAGCAGUGGAGAUUGUGUAAGCGAUGACACCAGCAGUGUCGGUGACGGACGGGUGUGCGAGGAUUGGUCCUCGGCCGCCUCCUCUUCGUCCUUGCGGCCCCAUAGUGGACGGAAAAAAGGUGCCAAGGAUGCGAAGACGCUUUUGACCUCAACCCCUCCGAAGUCGUCCGGAGGACGGGAGAAACGCACUGGUGGCACCCCUCUCUCGCUCACCCUCGACGAGGGAUCGGUCGCUACAAACGACAUGGCUUCGUGUCCUUCCAGCGGCGGCAGCCUAGGUGCGCACGGCUGUGCCGACGAAACCCCCGGGCAGGGCCUACACGACUGCCUGGUCCCCUUGGGAGUGUUAGGCCGUGGCGCGGGUGGGAGCGUCUGGCAAGGCAUUCACGUCCCCAGCCUGCGCCUGGUGGCCGUCAAGACCAUCCCCGUCUUUGAAGAAGGGAGGCGGCUUCAGAUGGUGCAGGAGCUCCGGUCCUUGUACUGGAAUCUCGCGCCUUUCCUGCCUCCCUCCUCCUCCCUGGCGCCCUCUCAUUCCCCCCCCCGCACCACCCCGGCCUCCCCUCCCCCGUUUCCCUCCGCGGCAGACGGCCCGGGACCGAUCGGUGGGACGGGCGGGCGUGGAGGACAAGGGCUUGUCGGCGAACCAUCCGGACAGGUCCUGAUUGGCACAGGAGCACACCGCGGAAGUCCCGUGGGGGGUAUGGACGCAGGCGCUUCCCGAGGGGGAGGAGGUUGCCCCCAGCUUGUCUCCUUCUACGACGCCUACGCGAAUCCGCGGGAAGGCACCGUGAGCAUAGUCCAAGAAUUCAUGGACGCAGGCUCGCUCCAAGACGUGGUCGACGCCGGGGGCUGUGCGGACGAGGCCGUCCUGGCCCACAUGGCCCGCGAAGUCUUGCUAGGCCUGGCGUACCUGCACGCACGCCGGCAAAUCCACCGGGACAUUAAACCCGCCAACCUCCUCCUGAAUCACCGGGGCGAGGUAAAAAUCAGCGAUUUUGGGCUGGUCCGGCACUUCGAUGCCAGUAUCUCCCGGGCGGAUACUUUUGUCGGGACCUUCACUUACAUGUCGCCGGAGCGAAUUUGUGGUGGGGAGUACGGGUAUUCCGCGGAUAUUUGGGGGGUGGGUCUGACGCUCGUGACGUGUGCUCUUGGACAAUUGCCUUACGAAGACGCAGGAGGCUACUGGGAGCUUGUCUCCGCGCUCAAGGAAAGGGAACCACCGUCCCUCCCGCGCUCGGAAUUUUCCUCGGAGUUUCGGGAUUUCGUUCGGCAAUGUUUGAACAAAGAGCCGAGCAAACGGCCUACGGCCCGUUACCUGUUGGACCGUCAUCCCUUCUUGCGACAAACAAGAAGGGCCGUGGGCCAGAAGUCACCGACCGUGUCAGCUGCUGCUCCCGAGAUUGGGGAUACCAAGCACGUUGAGAGAAAAGGACUCGGGAGAGUGGAAUGGGAGGAAGAGGAGGCGGGGGAGGAUGUGGGAGCUGGAUCGACGAGCGCGCGGAGGGAACUGUCGGACAUCCUGGAAGCGGUUAAAUCCUAUUAUCGGCGCCUGUGGCAAGACAUGGGCCUCCAUGGCAGCAGCAACACCCACAGCAGCAACAGUCAGGGCGGCGAUGACCCGGACGUAAAGAAAGGGGGAGCACUCAUGUUGCCCAACGCGCAAAUGGAGGCAUUGAAGGGGCUGGCAGGACAACUGGGUCUUCCCUUAAGGGUGGUUCGCGCCGCUUUUCGGCAGAUGUUGCAUGAGAUGAUCAAGGAGCAGUGCAUGGAGGCCGGGGCGGAGGAAGGGGAGGAAGACGGGCAGGCAUGGGGGCGGGAGUAG